This is a messenger RNA of Gadus morhua (Atlantic cod), 6711 nucleotides long. RefSeq names its product diacylglycerol kinase, zeta a (gene dgkza). The record is from RefSeq and is a predicted model, not a curated record. Gene Ontology annotation, cellular component: plasma membrane; glutamatergic synapse. Gene Ontology annotation, biological process: phospholipase C-activating G protein-coupled receptor signaling pathway. Gene Ontology annotation, molecular function: ATP-dependent diacylglycerol kinase activity; protein binding. Bases 1140 to 4463 code for a protein of 1107 amino acids. Lineage: Eukaryota; Metazoa; Chordata; Actinopteri; Gadiformes; Gadidae. The transcript has 36 exons.
UGUUAUGAUCCUCCACUUCCUGGUUGAAGCGGCUCGGUUUCGAGCGGCGCUUUGUGCGUAAGAGUGCAUGUGACGUGCGUAACAGUGCAUGUGCCGUGCGUAAGAGCGCACACAUAGGUCCACGCGGGGUCACGAUUCGAGUUCGAACGUCUUCGGUCACCGAAUAUCAACUUAUAUACCGGAAACGGAUUCGUUAAUGCAAGAGACUGCCGACCGGUCACUCAAAGGACCGACCUGUCACUCAGAUAACCGGACUGUCACUCAAAGAGACCCAGAAUGCCCGAAGAAGAAGAUUUCUGAUUCACAACUUCGGACCCUUGGGUCGGGGUAGUUCGCCAAGAAGACACCGGAAGCCAUCAGGGUGGAGGAGGGACCAUAGACCCGCCGCCGGAAGUGGACUCACGGUGGGACUGGAUUAACAAGAGACCUAAUCCCCCCCAGACUCAAACACCCACUUGGGUCUGACGACCAGAGGGGGGCCAGUUUAGACUGUAGUGUGUGUGUGUGUGUGUGUGUGUGUGUGUGUGUGUGUGUGUGUGUGUGUGUGUGUGUGUGUGUGUGUGUGUGUGUCCCUCCCUCCCUCCCUCCCUAUCUGUGUGUGGGUGUGGAGGUGUCCGACCGGAACUGACCUUUUUGAGGGGCGGGUCAGAAGUUACAGGGUUCAUGAUAAGUCUGAAUAUGUCUGCACUUUGAGGCCUGGUAACACAACUAGUGUGUGUGUAGAUGUUCUCAGUUGUGUGUCUUCCACACCUAUCGUUGUAAAGUAAUGCAAACGCACAACCGCACACCCUGCUAUAGUUUUGACUAAUAAAAAGGUCCCAUUAGAUUGACCAAUUAGGCGAUUUCAGUGGGUUCCUGAUUGGCCAGAGGGCUGAAGUCAACUCAGACAAUGAUGUCUCUAAGAAGAAUUAUGACAGAUAUUAAGGCCUAAUUUCCUCCAGUUUAAUAUCUAUUUGUGUUGGAAUAUUUUGUUGGACCCGAAAGAAGGACCAAUCUGAAACACAAGUUGUUUUUUUAAAUUGUUUGGAAUAUGUUAGAUUGUUCGGAAUGAGUUAAAUAGUUCGGAACACGUUAGGAAUGUGAGACAUUAAGCUCUUUUCGUGACUCGUGACGCUUCCCAGAGACUCAAGGAUCAGACAAUGGACCCCAGUCCGGAACCCACUUCCGGUCCGGGGGUCUCGUUCGACACAGAGUCCGACCGCUACAUUGAGCCCCUGGGCUCCCGCAGCGACGACGGGCACGAAGAAGAAGGAGGGACAAGCUCCGCCUCCACUCUGUCCGACGCCACGCCCCCCCGCUCCGACGCCACGCCCCCCCGCUCUGACAGCUCGUCCCCGGACCUGACGUCGCCCGCCUCCCUGUCCUACUACCUCUGGGACAGGAAGGACAGGCGAACGCGGUCGUUGAGGAACUUUGGAGGUCUGACGCUGUUCUCCAAGAGGAAAGCCAUCUCUAAGUCGGGCCUCCACCACCUCCCCUACCAGCUGAGCAGCUCCUCUCUGAACCGCGCCGACCCAGACCGACCAAUCAGCAGCUCCGUGGACUGGGGGGAGGCGGCGGUGUACGGGGACCAUGUCUGGUUUGAGACCCACGUCUCGGGGGACUACUGCUACGUUGGCGAGCAGCACUGCAUCGCCAAGACCCUGCAGAAGUCGGUGAGUCGAAGGAAGUGUGCGGCCUGCAGGAUCGUGGUGCACACCAUCUGCAUGGAGCAGCUGGAGAAGAUCAGCUUCCGGUGCAAGCCGUCCUUCAGGGAGUGGGGCCCGCGCAACUUUAGGGAGCCCGUUGCGGUGCGCCAUCACUGGGUCCAUCGAAGGCGACAGGAGGGAAAAUGUAAACAAUGUGGAAAGGGCUUCCAGCAGAAGUUUGCGUUCCACAGUAAGGAGAUCGUGGCUAUCAGCUGCUCCUGGUGCAAACAGGCGUACCACAACAAGGUCAGCUGCUUCAUGCUCCAGAGGAUCGAGGAGGCGUGUCCUGUGGGCGCCCACGCCGCCCUCGUGGUCCCGCCCACCUGGAUCACACGGGUCCGACGGCACCAGGCGUCCACCAAGGCCAACAAGAAGAAGAAGAGGACCUCCUUCAAACGAAAGAGCAGCAAGAAGGGAAUGGAGGAGGGGCGGUCCUGGCGGCCCUUCGUCAUCCGACCAAUCCCCUCCCCUCUGAUGAAGCCUCUGCUCGUCUUCGUCAACCCCAAGAGUGGGGGGAACCAGGGCACUAAGAUCAUGCAGUCGUUGAUGUGGUACCUCAACCCCCGACAGGUGUUCGACCUGAGCCAGGGGGGGCCCAAGGAGGGACUGGAGCUCUACCGUAAGGUGCCAAACCUGAGGAUCCUGGCCUGUGGGGGAGACGGGACGGUGGGAUGGAUCCUGUCCUGUCUCGAUGAGCUGGAGGUGAGCCCCCCCCCUCCGGUGGCCAUCCUGCCCCUCGGGACGGGGAACGACCUCGCCCGGACCCUCAACUGGGGAGGGGGCUACACAGACGAGCCGGUCUCUAAGAUCCUCUCCCACGUGGAGGACGGGCUGGUGGUGCAGCUGGACCGCUGGAACCUCCGCAUGGAGGCGGGGCCUGGCCCCGGGGGGGCGGGGCCCAGCCAGGGGGGGGCGGGGCCCAACGGAGGCCCGGGGGGCGCGGACCCCGAAGAGCAGCAGGCCGACAAGCUCCCCAUGGACGUUUUCAACAACUACUUCAGCCUGGGCUUCGACGCCCACGUCACCCUGGAGUUCCAUGAGUCCCGAGAGGCGAACCCUGAGAAGUUCAACAGCCGCUUCAGGAACAAGAUGUUCUACGCUGGGACGGCCUUCUCUGACUUCCUGAUGGGCAGUGCCAAGGACCUGUCCAAGCACAUCAAGGUGGUGUGUGAUGGUGUUGACCUGACCUCUAAGAUCCAGGAUCUUAAACUCCAGUGUCUGGUAUUCCUCAACAUCCCCAAGUACUGCGCGGGCACCACCCCCUGGGGUAACCCCGGCGACCACCGCGACUUCGAACCCCAACGACACGACGACGGCUACCUUGAGGUCAUUGGCUUCACCAUGACGUCCCUGGCCACGCUGCAGGUCGGAGGUCACGGUGAGCGGCUGAACCAAUGCCGAGAGGUCACCCUCACCACCACCAAGCCCCUCCCGGUCCAGGUGGACGGGGAGCCGUGCCGUCUGGCCCCCUCAGUGAUCCACAUCAGCCUGAGGAACCAGGCCAACCUACUGCAGAAGACCAAGACCAGGAGCUCUCUGCCCCACCUCAACGACCAGCAGCCCCCCCCUGAGAGGCUGCGGCUCCGUGUGAACCGGAUCACCAUGCACGACUACGAGGCGCUGCACUACGACAAGGACCGGCUCCGGCAGGCCUCCCUCCCCCUUGGCCUCAUCGUUGUCCCGGGAGACGGAGAUCUGGAGGUCUGCAGGGUCCACAUCGAGAGGCUGCAGGAGGAUGUCUGUGUCUCCGACCCGGCUUCCCGCUGUUCUCUGCUGCAGGAAGAGGGGGCGCCCCUCAAGCUGUCAUCCCAACGUCUGUCCCCUAAGUGGUGCUUCCUCGACUCGACCACCGCGGACCGCUUCUACAGGAUCGACAGAACCCAGGAGCACCUGAACUUUGUGUCAGAGAUCUCCCAGGAGGAGCUGUUCAUCCUGGACCCUGAGCUGGUGGUCAUGAGGACCGUGGGGACCUCCGCCAUGCCGGACCUGCUCAGCCCCGCCUCCAGCGUGGAGGACCCCCCCCGAGAGAGCGACGAGGCAGACGGACUCCCCCCUGCCUCCCCCUCCUCCCCCACGUCUCCCGCCUCCUCCAGCGACGCGGGCCACAGACUGAGGGUCCUCAGUGACGGCUCUCUGACCGACGGGCUGGGGAACCCGGUGCACACCGAGAAGAAACUCAAGAGGGCUGGGUGUAUCCAUCGGUCCAACACCACUGCUGCCGAUUUCCAAUCUGCAAGCAGGAAAGACUUCAUCCACCUGGAGAGGAAGGAGGCGGAGCCGGGGAUGAAGGAGGCGGAGCCAGGGAGAAAGGAGUCGGAGCCAGGGAGGAACGAGGCGGAGCCUGGGAAAGGCUCUCUAGAGAUGCUGAUUCAGUCUGUGAAGCAGACAGACCUGAAGAGGCUCCAGGAGCUCCACGCGGGGGGGGCCGACCUGGCCGCGCUGGAUGCCGCCGGCUGCACUCUGCUGCACCACGCCGUCGCCGCCGGCAACAAGGAGGUGGUGCGCUACAUCCUGGACCACGCUCCCACUGAGCUCCUGGAUGUGGCGGAGAUUCUACAGGGUGAGACAGCGCUCCACCGGGCCGCGUCUCUCUGUCUGAGGACCAUCUGUCACUACCUGGUGGAAGCUGGGGCCUCCCUCAUGAAGACAGACCUGCAGGGGGACACACCGAAGAGCCGAGCGGAGAAGGCGAGCGACUCGGAGCUGGCGGCCUACCUGGAGAACCGCCAGCACUACCAGAUGAUCCAGAGGGAGGACCAGGAGACGGCGGUCUGAGGAGGAGGAGACCCCUCCUGGUCUGAACCUGGAGGGUCUUCACCGGCGGGGUGAAGGCAGGCACCGGUCUGAAGGAGAGCGGAUCACUUGGAGGUGGUCUCCUUCAGGCGACGGGGGUCCACACUGGUGUUGAGUUUCCAGGAAUGUUGUGGGAUCUUCACCCCCUGGUCCUGGAGUUGUUGAGACCGGUCUAGCUCCUGGACUCCAAUCCUCAAACCAGGUCUGGAAGAAGAACAAGAACAAUGUAUAUAAUCAGGUCUGAGGAGGAUAUCUGGAUCUCUGACCUCACAGAGAGACAUCUUCUUCUUCACACAGUGGUCUGUAGAGGAAUUCUAAGACCCUUAAGAUUGGCCCCUCAAACGGCCCCUCAAAUGAUUUGAGAUCUUUUCAUUCGGACUCAGAAGACCCGGGAUGUCAAAGCCAUAUCCACACGCUGCCAGGAGCUGACGAUCCCCGCUGUAGAACCAACAACAGAUCGACCCCGCUCGCAAUCAGGGACUGAAAAACACGUCUGCCGUUGAUUCAACGUCCGAGCAGGAAAAACAAUCGUAAAGAUUCCAAUGAGGAUCUGUGGACGAGGAAGGCUUUGUGAAACCGUCCUCUGAUUCGCUCACUGAAUUGGUAGUGCUCGUUAGAACAAAGUCUUAACGAUUAUUUUCCUCAGACUGUAAUGAUACAGGCCAAUCCCAUCGUCUGGUUUCAAAGCGACUCUGAAGAAUGGCUGCACUGCUGAAAUAGUUUUUUUUGCAAAUUGCCGCACAAGUGAUCGUUUUCCCUGAAGCUUUCGUCGCCAGAACGGCUUUUUGACGAGUUAUGAUUGCUGCUUUUGUACUGACGUGUUGUGUGUGAACUUUGUGCGACAGACGAGUGUGCAUGGAAUACAAUUAAAUCGGUUGCCUUUAAGUAUUUGUGUGUGUGUGAAAUAAACCAUUUUUGGAAGGUUCAGGACAUUCCCAAAGCACAAAGCUCUAAGUGCGUAUGAGUGUUCAUCCACACAGAAGCUGAUUGGCUUGAUUAACCCCCCCCAGAACCAGAAAUCCAAAUAUGGGUAUAUUUCUUUGCACGCCAUUUUGAAUCAUCUUUGUGGCAAAUACACUUUUUCUUUGGAUCAUAUGACCUAAAAAGCCUUUCAGGUCAACUGACUCACUUAAGUCAGUUCUUAAAUCGGUUAUUUGGUCAGUUAUAGGAAGCUGUUCCAGCGAGAUAAACCUCUGAUUUAUUACAACUUUAAAUACACACUUUUAUACAAAUUGCCUUUUUUAAUAUCGUCAGUAGUUGUGUUUUGAAUUAUGGAUGGUCGCCAGGUUUGGAUUGUAUAUCAGAUUUGAAUUCGAGUGGUGAUUUUGCGUCAUGUUUUAUUAAUAACUCGUUAAGAAGUGGAGAAGGAGAAUCAUGAUUUAAAUAUGUUCAUAGUUCAGAUAUUCAUAAUUAGUCUGUAUAUAAUCUGUCAUCAAAUGUGUCGAGACAAUCUGAAUCUCUUUAAAGCAAUUCUCAGUUUGCUGCCUCUAAACAGACGUACAAUCAAAGGAUCUGCUUUUCAAAGUGGGUUUUUAAGACUUUUUUAUACCAUCACAGUCAGAAAUAGGAUUUUUCUUGCCAAAGUCAAAGGCAGCAUUUCAGAAAUGCAUUCAGCAUUUUUCAUUUUUCCUUGAACUCACUGCACUGGACAAGGAGUUCUCACACUUCUACAUAUCUAGAAGGCAGCAAACACAGCUGCGAGACAACUUUGACAAUAUCUCAAGUGACAAAAAGCAUGUUAUUUACCAAAUUGUAAGCGGCAUGUCUGGUGUUUUCGUGUUCAAAUUGUUACAUUUAAUUUAAUUAAAUGGAAAAUUAAAUUAAAUUAAAAAUGGAAUUUUUAUUGAACUGCAAAUCACAGGGAUAUUGAGAAAACGCUUAUUUUCAGCGCACACUCUGAUAUCUUUUCAACUUUUUUCAUUUGCAACUCGCGCAAACAUUUAAGUUUUAGAUUUCUCCGAUGGGACUUACGAUGUCCAGUCCAUUUAUUAAUUAACCGGUUGUCUCCGUGCUGCUUGGCUUUGUAAUUAGUUAUUUUGUGUUCGAUAGCUUUAUCUGUAAAUCAAUAUUUUCUACCAUUGGAAUAUUUGGAGCCUGUUUGAGUAAUUUUUUUUUUUAAGUGAUUGUUAUAUCUGUAUUUUGUAAGUAUGCUUAUCAUAAUAUUUAGCUUGGUAUGGGAUUUAAAAUGUUUAUUUAAGGGAAUAAAAGUGUUUAUGGAAUGUCAUCUUUA